AUGGCACGGCCGCUGCUGAAGUUCCAGCGUUACCUGCGCAGAAGGCCUCUGCGCCUCCUCUUCCUCCUUCUCCUCUACCUCACGGCCGGGGGCUGCCUGCUCUUCAUUCAGGCGGGCUUCACGGGUGGGGCUGUGGGCAGUGGACGGACAGGAGUGGGCGGCGAUUCAGAUGGGCAGAAUCUGGGGUCAACUGGGAUGGUCGUUAGGGACACCCGUGGGAAUCUCAGGAGAUUUGCCCCACCCUGGCUGAUCCCUGCCCUCCAGACCCCCUCAGGUAGAGCAAGAGGCGGAAAUACCACCAGCAUCCGGAGCCGUGCCCUCAAGAGCCGAAACGGAAGGGAUUCUGAGGGCAGGGCGCAGUACGUUGGAUGCUAUGUUGAUGACACCCAGAAGAGGGCACUACGUGGAACCGCCUUCCUCGACUACAGGAAGAUGACAGUGUUCCGUUGCCAAGACAACUGUGCUGAAAGAGGCUAUGCGUAUGCAGGUCUGGAGUUUGGGGCAGAGUGUUACUGUGGGCACAGAAUCCAGGGUUGGAAUGCCAGUGAUGGGGAUUGUAAUAUGACUUGUAAGGGGGAUAGGAGCAUCAUAUGUGGGGGACCCAACCGCCUCUCCAUCUACAGACUGGAGCUGAGCCAGGAGACCUCCAUGCACUAUGGAAGUGCUAUCUUCAAAGGGUGCUUCAGGAAGCCAGACAACGAAACCCAUGCUCUCCCCAUCAGCAUAGCCAUGCAGAACAUGACUGUGGACAAGUGUGUAGACCUCUGUACAGAGAAGGAGUGCCCCCUGGCUGUUCUAGGCGGUCAGCGCUGUCUCUGUGGGGUUCCCACCCCCCACUUCUCCCUACACGAGCAUGAGGACGAGCAGCUGUGCCAACAGCGUUGCCCUGGAGAUGAACUCCAGACCUGCAGCAACAACCAGUACUUCCUGGUGUACCAGACGCAGGUUCAAGACACCCGCUGCUUGGACCGGCAGUUCGUUAUGACUGGACCAAGGCGGCUAAUUGCCCUGGCCAGCUUUCCUGGGGCGGGGAACACCUGGGCACGCCACCUUAUUGAGCUGGCCACUGGAUUCUACACUGGCAGCUACUACUUUGAUGGUUCCCUCUACAACAAAGGUUUUAAAGGAGAGCAGGAUGACUGGCGAAGUGGCAGAACCAUCUGCAUUAAGACGCACGAGAGCGGCAGGAAAGAGAUCGAGGCCUUUCAUUCCAGCAUCCUCCUCAUCCGCAACCCCUACAGAGCCCUCAUGGCCGAGUUCAACCGCAAGUACGGCGGCCAUGUCGGCUUUGCCUCUCAGACACACUGGACUGGGAAAGAGUGGCCAGAAUUUGUACAGAACUAUGCCCCUUGGUGGGCAUCCCACACUCUGGACUGGCUGCGGUUUGGGAGGAAGGUGCACGUUGUGCAUUUUGAAGAGCUGAAGAGGAACCUGUUCUCACAGCUGCGGGACAUGGUGCUGGCUCUGGGGGUGCAGGCAUUGGAGGAGCGGCUGCUGUGUGCUGAGGGACAACGUGACGGAAACUUCAAACGCUCCAGCCUGCGAAAGCUGGAGCAUGACCCCUACACCCCCAGCAUGAGGGCCACUAUUGAUGACCUCAUCAGGACCGUGGAUGGAGCCCUGAGGAAGAGGGGGCUGUCGGGUGUGCCCCAGGAGUACCGCCCAAGAUGA
Messenger RNA from Megalops cyprinoides (Indo-Pacific tarpon), 1671 nucleotides. Its product is annotated as WSC domain-containing protein 2-like. The coding region runs from base 1 to 1671 and encodes 556 amino acids. The transcript is spliced from 8 exons. The record is from RefSeq and is a predicted model, not a curated record. Lineage: Eukaryota; Metazoa; Chordata; Actinopteri; Elopiformes; Megalopidae.